UAAUCCAUUCGAUUAUUGUUUUAGCUCAAAUGGGCAUGAGAAGCCAUUCUUCUCGGAAGCAGUGCUUUCAACAGAGUUACGUCUUGGGAGGUACUCGUGUUAUUUGAAUUUUGCUUUUCAUUCGUUGUGUAUACUACUCACGUAAAAUGAGUCAUCACGAAGAAGACUUGUCAUAUGUUGAAAAGUAUCGUUAUUUUCCUUUGAUCGAAACGGUACACAAGUAUUAUGGAGGAACUAACCAUAAGGAACGCUUUGAAAGCGCCAGCACGAAGGUGACCUUGUUAGGUAUCGCAAGAUUCGUAGAGUGGCAGCUUAGUUCGUUGGGCUACAAGUGCAACAGUACCGCAGAAGAUUUCGAACAAAAACUCGGGAAAGAUUUCUGUAGCUUGAUUGGAGAUUUCUAUGCCAUCCACGUCAAACCCGUUGUAUUGUGCGAAGAAGAAACAGUCGAAGAGACAGACAGCCUAGUCCCGUCAACUUAUGAUAGCAGCAGCUCCGAAGACGACUUUGACAAAAAAGGCAGAAGGUUCAAUCAGUGCCCAGAUUACCAAGUGCCCUCGUUGCAAGUAAGUGAGAAAGCUGGAAUCAAAAGCAAGAGACCUCUCUCUGACUCUGCAGCUGAAAUAUGCAAGACUGGUAUUGCGUCUACGAAGUAUAGAGGAGAUACAGAGAUCUCAUUUGCACGCAUAUUUCAGCUGGGUACUGUCAGUCAACCCCUAGACUCAGAAGUUCCUCCAGAUGCGCCAUAUGAUGGCCCUCCCGUUCUUACUAUGUCAGGGUUUGGUGAACUUGGAAGAUUUGGUAACCAAGUUAUUCAAUAUAUGUUUCUGAAAUGUUGCGCAAUGGUUCAUCAAACAUCUGUUCAGAUUCCUCCUUGGAUAGGAGAAUCGCUAUUUUGCAUUAGGGACAGUAGAAUUGUCAGAAGGUUUCCUGCCGUGGUGGAAUGUUCGCAUAUGAAGGCAAAUUCCACUUUUACGGAUACAUUCAUGAACUAUAUAAAAGUUUCUAACAAUGGGAGAGAUGUUAGAGAAGUUGGCCCGGAUAUUCUCUUGAACAAAGGCUGUCACUCAGAUAGAUUGUUGAACGUUGAUGUCUGGGGGUGGUUUCAAUGGCAUACAAGCAUUUAUAGACCUUUUCGAUCGUUCAUCAGUAAUUUGUUUCGUGUAAAACCCGACCUGAAAGCAUUUCUCGAUUCAGAGAUUGAGAAGAAGCUUUGUCGUCUGGAUAGUUCAGCUACUUUGGUUGGUGUCCACAUUCGACUGGGAGACUACAAAGAUAUUUCGGCAAGCUCAUUUGGUUAUUGCGCUCCAACCAAAUGGUAUCUUGAAUGGUUAGAUUCUAUAUGGCCGAAGUUGAAGAAUCCCGUUCUCUUUAUUGCCUCUGACGAGAUUGAUGUUGUGGAAAGAGACUUUGCCUUGUAUAACCCCAAGACAUGCCGUUCUCUUGGUCUAGAAAUGCCAAAAGAUUAUCAGGGCCUUGGGGCGGACUUUUUUCCAGACUGGUAUAUUCUUACGCAGUGUAACAUUUUAGCUAUUAGCAAUUCUACAUUCAGUUUCACGACUUGUCUGCUGAACCAACGGGAGAAUGCCAAAUUCUACAGAGCUCAUUAUGCCGACCGUAUUGUGGAAAUUAGUCCCUGGAACACCGAUCCUAUCGUUCAUAGAGAACCUUGUAACUCUAUGUUGAUGAACGUGUUGAACACCAUACAGUUAGUUUAUGAGCAGCAAGGUACCAAAGCAGCUUUCAAAAAUGUCUUUUUACACCUUCCUUUGUAUGGAAUCCGUUCUCUGAUCAUGCGGACAGUCUUGAGCCUCAAAAGAGAAGAUUGGCGUAAAGGCUUUUUAGAUUCGUGUCUUUUUAGGAAACGCAAGUUAAAGGAAACCUUUGCAAGUGAGGAACACCAAGCCAAAAGAUCAAAAGUCCUGAAAUGACGCUUCAUUUUAUACUGUAGUUAUCCACUUUGCAAACAAUUUUGGGAUAAAACAGGGAAUCUCCUUUUUCUUUCAAUCCAGAGAAUAUUUGAUGCGUUUUUUAUAUAGUCUUUGUAGUCAACUAGUGUUGACUUGUCACUCCUGCACAGUACGUUCACCACCUUUGUAUCUCAGUGUCCAAGGAAGGUAGUUGAUGUAAUAUAUUGUUUAUAUAGGAGAUUUUUCAACAUCGGUCCUUCCGUUUGGUUUCCACACACCAGUCAAGACAGCCACAGUUUCAAGCUCCACGUUGUAGAGGGAUGGAAGGUACAUAACCACAACAUUGAAGACGCAUCAAAAUAAUCACUUAUCAAGUAUUUUCAUAGUAGCAGAACAGGGCCAAAAUGAGACAAGUCAGUCGCUCUUCAAAAUUUGGGAAUGUUUCUGCCAAAAAAUUCGAAAUCUUAUUAGGAGAUGUCUAAACUCCUGUGCAUCUCUUCGCGACUUCAUCUCUUUUGAAACCCUUGUAGCCUCAAUCACAAGUUGAAAGAGUGAGCUUACCGAACCUUGGUGUCAUCGCAAGCAAGCUGUAGAUGUUGCUUCAUGAGUUGCUAUUCUAGGCAUUCUCAUCUUCUUAGGGUGAAAUGAAUAUUUGAUAUCCUCUUUCGCAGUCAAAUGUACAAGAUCAUAACGAGCAGAUAAAUAACACUAUAUCCUC
Molecule: messenger RNA, 2628 nt
Organism: Galdieria sulphuraria
Lineage: Eukaryota; Rhodophyta; Bangiophyceae; Galdieriales; Galdieriaceae
Exons: 1
Coding region: 147-1931 (594 amino acids)
Biological process (GO): carbohydrate metabolic process
Cellular component (GO): membrane
Molecular function (GO): galactoside 2-alpha-L-fucosyltransferase activity
Source: RefSeq, a predicted model, not a curated record